UUUCGGUAAUUAUUAAAAAGAAAAAGAGAGAGAGAAAAGAACCAAAAACCAUGAAAAACGCCUCAAAACCUUUGCACUUGUUCAUCUUCAGCUCAGCUACUCAACAACGACAACACCCUCAUCCAAACCGCACACUACUUCUGUUGUCUGAAGGUGUUUCUUUGCACUGAAAUUCAGUAAGAAUUUUGGAAAGUCGGCAUCAUGGAAGAUGGUGACUCUAACAUAAGGAGAUGGGAGGAUCUGGACAUUGAUAUUUUGGUGAAGAUUUUUCAGUUGCUUGACAUUUUUGAGUUGACAUCUGGCAUCUCCCGUGUCUGUAGUGCAUGGCGCAUGGCUUGCUGCGAUCCACUUCUUUGGAAAACACUUGAUUUGUCGAUGUUAAAAUCGAACUUCAUCAAGAUCCCAUUAGAGCCCUUUGUUUAUGUUGAUGGACGAUCGGAUAGGACAUUAACGCGUAUAUUGAAGAUUUCUUUGUGUCUCAGCAGGCAGAGUAUAAUGACUUUGAUCUUCCAUUUUAACUUGUACGUAAGUGAUGAACAGUUGACAUACACUGCAGAAAGGUGCCCACGACUCAAAAGACUUGUUCUGCCAGCUUGGAACAGAAUCAAGAAGCAAGGAAUGUGCAAGGCUAUCCGUGGCUGGAAAGAGUUAGAGUCCCUUACAAUGCCCACUAUAGCAAAUCCACCAUAUAUUCUGGAAGAAAUCUCAAGGCACUGCAAGAACUUCAGUGAACUCAAGAUCAUGGGGCCAUGUGACUAUUUCUUUGCUUCAUCUCUUGCUACAUAUCUUCCAAAAUUAAGAGUUUUGAGCCUUCGGUGCUCAAUGCUAUAUAAGGAUGUUCUCAUUCUCAUCCUUGAGAGCUUGAAACAUUUAGAAGUGCUAAACAUAUCACAUUGCGUUUUGGUGGAAGCCCUUCCACCUCCUCAACAUAGAAGAAUUGUUAAAGAGAUUGAUGAGUCUAUUCGUGAGAAGGCUUCUCAAUUACGUGAAUUUCUCACAUGCAUGGAAGACUCGUGCAUCAUGUGCCAACGAACAAGAACUGACGAAGGGCUGGUUAGGUGGUACAAAUACGAGGAAGGGCUUUGGAAAACAGAUGAGGUGAGGUCUCUCGCACUUUAAGCAACAAAAUCGAUCUGGUAGUCUUCUAGUUGUUGCUGCUUAUGUAACAUUUUCUGUUGUUUAGUUACUCUGCUAUCUUAAGUGUAGAUCCAAAUAAACAAAGUUAAUUCUUGCAAAUGAAUGUUGAAAGCCCUUUAGGAGUUAGCCAAAUCUUGUAACUGUAUAUAGGAAUAAUAAGUUCUGUAUUCUGUAGUCGGUAUCAUUUUGAGAAGUGUUUUCUAUCAUGAAAAUUUGCUUAGACAGCAGUUUUGGUUCUUUAAGAAUACAAUGAAUUUUGUUUUGGGCUAUGUUUGGUCCUAUCAUUUGUAAGUAGUGAUGCUAUCAACUAGUCUUCACAGAUUUUCCGAGUUCGAAGUGAAUAACAACAGUGUACAGGGUGAGGGCUGAUAGUCU
Abrus precatorius (Indian licorice) is the source of this 1512-nucleotide messenger RNA. RefSeq names its product F-box/LRR-repeat protein At3g48880. The coding region runs from base 202 to 1119 and encodes 305 amino acids. Lineage: Eukaryota; Viridiplantae; Streptophyta; Magnoliopsida; Fabales; Fabaceae. The record is from RefSeq and is a predicted model, not a curated record. Gene Ontology annotation, molecular function: protein binding. The transcript is spliced from 3 exons.